CGGCCGUUAGGAAUAAAGAGCUCCGUGUGUGAGCAGCGGCUACGCGCCGUGCCGUCGGGUCGGGUAUCCCGUGCCAAAAGGAGAAAGGGGACUUCACCUCACCUUUCUAAGAGGUACCAACACGUCUCCUCUGUCCGCUCUGCGAAAGGUUCUUCUGCUGAGGGGGUGAAGAGCGAGAACCAGAACGGAGGAUGCGCGUCUGAAACCGGGUGCAGAUGUCAAGAGCAGCAGCGGGAUGCGGUGUUAAUGGAAGCAGUCUCCGAGUCAACCUGGAUGGCGCUACACCCCACCACCAUGCAGCUCUGGAGUGCUGAGGUGGUACCACACCUGCUCCAGACACAUUAAUUGCAACCAGGAGGUCACCUGAUGGAUUCCCAUCCUGCUUGCUCAGUGCUCAGCGUGCCCUCUACCCAUUGCUGUGAUGAAGACCGCCAGCCGUGCCCAGUCCCGCAGCAGUCCCCCGCUGGUCCAGAUGAGGCACUACACCCCCGGGGUCUACCCUUUCUUGUUCCCAUCAGUCAUCAGCUCCCUGCCUCAGCUGCCGCCACCAUCACCUCAGAGGCUGCAGAUCCAGCAGCCAUCAAGCAGCGGCAGCACACCAUCACCAGUCGCCAUUGAAACUCAGAGCACCAGCUCCGAGGAGCUCGUCCCCAGCCCGCCAUCCCCACCGCCCCCUCCCAGAGUCUACAAGCCCUGCUUCGUCUGCCAGGACAAGUCCUCCGGAUACCACUAUGGCGUCAGUGCUUGCGAGGGCUGCAAGGGCUUUUUCCGCCGCAGCAUCCAGAAGAACAUGGUGUACACGUGUCACCGGGACAAGAACUGCAUCAUCAACAAGGUGACGAGGAACCGCUGUCAGUACUGCCGCCUGCAGAAGUGCUUCGCAGUGGGAAUGUCCAAAGAGUCUGUUCGAAAUGAUCGGAAUAAGAAGAAGAAGGAGAGCCCGAAGCCGGAGCUGGCAGAAAGUUACGAGCUGACAGCUGAGCUGGAGACCAUCAUUGAAAAGAUCCGUAAGGCCCAUCAGGAAACCUUCCCCUCCCUCUGCCAGCUUGGCAAAUACACCACGAACUCAAGUGCAGACCACCGUGUGAGGCUGGACCUGGGCCUGUGGGACAAGUUCAGCGAGCUGGCCACUAAGUGCAUUAUCAAGAUCGUGGAGUUUGCCAAACGAGUGCCUGGCUUCACUGCUCUGACCAUUGCUGAUCAGAUCACGCUCCUGAAAGCUGCCUGCCUGGACAUACUGAUCCUGCGCAUCUGUACGAGGUACACUCCCGACCAGGACACGAUGACCUUUUCAGAUGGGCUGACCCUCAACCGGACGCAGAUGCACAACGCUGGCUUCGGCCCGCUCACCGACUUGGUCUUCACUUUUGCCAACCAGCUGCUGCCCAUCGAGAUGGACGACACGGAGACGGGCCUCCUCAGCGCCAUCUGUCUCAUCUCCGGAGACCGUCAGGACUUGGAAGAGCCCUCCAAAGUGGACCAGCUCCAGGAACCGCUCCUGGAAGCUUUGAAGAUCUAUGUGAGGAAGCGCCGGCCCAGCAAACCACACAUGUUCCCCAAAACCCUGAUGAAGAUCACAGACCUGCGCAGCAUCAGCGCUAAAGGAGCUGAGCGGGUCAUCUCUCUGAAGAUGGAGAUUCCAGGUUCGAUGCCACCACUCAUCCAGGAGAUGCUGGAAAACUCAGAGGGCCAAGACGGCCAGAGCAGCAGCAGCACUUCAGCUGAGGCCGGGGCGAGUCCCAGCAGCAAGGGCAGCCCCAAGGAGGACGCCGCCACGCUAGAGUCACCGGAGCCCCUCGACACGGAGGGGGCCGCGGCCACGCCGCCCAGCGACGAUCCCUAGGAGGCGCCUACAGGUGCCUCUGAAACUCUUUGACAUUUGUUUGCACAAAAAAAGAACAGCCGGAAAAAGACACUGACCCCCUAUAACCCCCUCCACCCCGACUCCUUUGCUUGGUAUUACGUUAACUUAAAAUCCUCCUAUUUUUCUCUCUAAUUUACUCUAAAUUUUCUCCUGAAAAGACUCGGAGGCCUCAAAGGAUGAGUGCUUUGUGUAUAAUUCUGAUUGAGCUCUUAUUUGACGUGGGUUCUCUGGGGCCGGCACUGGGACAGCAACGUUGUGGCCCUCGCAAACCACCAGACGUGAUACUCCUCAGGUCUCCUGUGUAAAUUCUUAUCUGCAUGACGGGAGUUUGAUAAGUGGUUUUUCUCGCUAUCCUCUGCUUCUCUGACAUCUCUCCUCAUCUCCUGUAUUGUUGGCAUACAUGCAUUGUACAUACCAUUGUAUGGUUAGCUCUCUGUUUCUAUGAUGAAUUUUGUGGUGCUUCUUUCAUUGUCUUAAAUAUUAUCUUUGAAGCGAUACAUCAAGGUUGAAAGCAGGACUAAGUCUUAGUCCUUCAAAAUAAUUUUGAAUGUUAUUGCACAUAGACAUUACAGAAAUCAAAUGUUUUAUAUUUUUUCCUAUAUUUAAAGCUGUUUUUGUCUUUAAGAACACUUAUUAGUUCAUGAGAUGACAUGAAUAAGUGUCCAUCCGCACCGCCAGAAUGCAAAGCUUCUCUCCAUAUUUACAGCCGAGUCUGUUCAGCUGUUUCCUCACGGAGGGAAGCGCAACAGCAGAAGCCUUCGAUACACACUCAUCAGACUGGCAGCGUCUGUUCACUUUCCAGUCUAGACAUAAGCAGCACAGAUUAGAUUUAUAAGACCUUCCAUGAAAUCAACUCAUUUCCUUCGUCAUUAAAUCAGUUACCUGAACGAUCAAAACAAAUCAAGGGAAUUAGGGUUCUCGUAGACAGCAGAGAUUUUUCUGCUAAGUGACAUAGCAUCCGUUUUCCUUAACGCUGUGCUUUAGCUUGAGCUUUUCUACCAACACAGUCCUGUUUAGUGGAAACUUUCCAAAAUUAAAUCUGACCUCAUGGAUCCAAAUCACGUGUUUCCAGAAUGGCUGGCCAGUCUUUGACUGUAGAACCCAGCGACAGCACUUUUGGACAGUUAAAAACCUCCUGAAGGAAGCAAAGAUGGUAAAUUUAAAGCUUUUUGCAGCAUUAGUAUCAAUACUGACUCAGCGAAAUGAGCAUCAUGCAUCUCCAUCUAGUUUUAGCUGCUAACAUUAGCAUGAAUUAGCCACCAGUGUUUUGUAGCAUGCUGAAUUUGCUAAUUCUUGCUAAUUCUAUUUUGGGUUAUCAUGAUUAGUUGGUAAGGUGUUAACAUUCCCAGCAUCAAGCUUGUGGCUUGUUAUACACUUUAAAUGAGGUUACAUUUAGUACUGACACAUUAAAUUCUGAGUAUUGUCCUAUGCUAGUGUAGCUCACAAUAGAAAUUUAAGUAGGUAUAGCUCAGCUUUUGCAGCAUAUAGAUGUAAUCAGUCAGAUCCCCUGAUUGAUCAGGUCUCAGCUCAUGAUGGAUGGUUGGAGCAAUUUUAAAUAUUGGACCAUCCCACCAUUGCAUUGAAGAAACAUUAAGGAAACUAGUAUUUUACAUCCGUGCUGUAAUUGGCUAAGCCUGCUGAAUACCAUGAAACUACACCUGCCUAUCUAUCUGAAAAAGGACUGGAAAUCAGAUUACCUACAAAUUUUAGACAACUACUUUUGAGGCAAUUUCUAACAUUUUUAUCAUCCUAAAUACUAAUAAUAAAUAAAAAACAGCCUAUUAGGUAUGCUUAGCUAUGCUAAUCACAAUUCCUCCAAAUAAAUCAAAAUGUUCAUGUUGUUUACAACUUAUCAAAUAGUCCAACUACAUGUGUCUUUAUUACAAGUUAUUCCUUAUUUCAAAUCUCACCACUGUCCAAUCUUAGCAGUCGUAUGAUGAUUACAAACAUCCAGCCCUUUUGUUGCCUUUUGCACUAGAAAUUUUUGCCUCUCGGUUAUCUGCCUUCGCUAGAUGAGCUUUCCUAAAUAGACGCCUGAACGUCAGCCUAAUGAGUGUGUAUCUACCACUAACAGCAUAAUACUACCGCACAUGAGCUCUGUUACGGCCUUAAAAACAGAGCUCCACAUCCCGCUUUUCUCUCUCUUUUCAGAAGUGUCUUGUUUAAAGUAGUGAAACAUGGGGGCAAUGCAAUCCUUAAAACACACUGAAGACCGAGCCGUGGGUCAGGAUGAUUGUACACUAAUGCAGAAGGCACAGCACACUGCGGGGUACGAUCUGAGAAUCCACCCCUAAUGUUCGCCUUGCUCUUCAGACUUGACCUUGUAAGCUAUACUUAAAUGAUGCAAAAGGAGAUUGCAGAUGACCUCUCAGCCCUCCUGGAAGAGCAGCUGAGGGAAGAUCGUCUUUGGACAGUCGAUCCAGCAGAGCUUUCACUGGCAGGGAGGUGGCCAGCGGCCAGUGUGUGUCAAAGGGAUGAGUUGGUCUCGCUGAAACUAAAACAUGAUCCCAGAGAGCUGCUUUUCUCCACAACCAAGGUCACAUAUGGUUCUGAACAAUAAGAAAAACAAACUCUGUUAUGUCCUCUCCUAGGACCCAGAAACCUUCUCUACCGUCCUGCUGGAGUCUGGACUCUUCACUCUGACAUGUGGCUGUUUCUUAAAAGGGGGAUAGCCUACACUAAAUGUAGCACUUAAAAGGAACAUUUUCAGAUUGUAACUGCAGCUAUGGAUUAAAAGCAGGAACCACAGGAGGAGGCUAAAGUUCAACUAAUUAAGCACAAAGAAAGAGGAACAGAAAACUGAUCCAGAAAACCAGUUUUUAGUGACAUUUCUACCUUUUUAUUCCAAAAGGUGACGAAGGAGCAGAUGUCUCAGGGUUGGAGCAGAUUUAUGCAGAUAUGUUACAAUUACCUGUUUGUAGAGUUUUGAAUUUGGCUAAUUCACAGCCUAAAUUAACAGUUUUAAGACCAAUUUUUUGAGUUAAGACGUUAGUGGUUUGGUGUACUGGUGGUGACACGUUGUCUUUUAAUCUCUUUAUAGUCAAAAAUGAUUUUGUACCUAACUAAAAUGUUCCACUCAGGUUUGACAUAGUCGUCAUCAGUGGACAGAAUUAGCAUAAUUUCAUGCAUUAGCUAAAAGCAGUCAUUUGUUAUACAUGUUCAUACUUGUUCUUUAAAGUGAGAGAAUACUACAGUAUUGCUGUGUGCUGUUCAGCACUUGUUUUUUAAAAGUGCUAUACAAAUAAAGAUUUAUUAUUAUUUAUUACAGUCAUGUCUGCAUGCAACUAGAAUCGAAUAUAUAUUUUACAUAUUAACUGCAGUGGAAAUUAACUGAUUCAAACUUUCCAACACCUAAAUCUACUGAUUAUAAUUCUGCUGUAUAUUUUCCCGAACAACUCGGCUGAGUCACUCUGGCUCUUCUGUUUGAUCCCAAACAUCAACAACACGCUACGGUAGUGACGGGUUCUGGGUCUCGAAGGGCACAUAACAAAAACCCAUCUGCAUCUCAUGCCGGCUCAGAAAUACAUAUCAUAAGGGAAGCAGGAGCUGUUUCGAUUUCUCUUUCUUCUGUUUUUAGUGUGUUUGAAUGUGAAUAAUGUCAUGGAGUCUCACAAAAGAAUGAUAUGCAGUGUUAAGAAGUAAUCACAUCUAUUUCAAUGUAACGUAGGGAAAGCUCCCCCUUGAUUCUCUCUCUGUCUUGCUCUCCUGGUGAGAGAUGAAGGGAGACAUCUUGGUGGUUUUUCUCUCUUUUUUUUUUCUUUAAGCUGGAAACACUUCACAGCCGAAGAAUGUUCACAUCCACCCCUGAAGCACCAGGUCAGCCCCGGGGCUCCUGGACGUAGAAGGGUCAUCGGUUUCUUUAGGAAACAACUUCAUAAUGCUGAAUUACUCUCCUUUGUUUCUGUUGAAUGUUGUACCGACAUAACUGUAAUACUCUACUAUCUAGCUCUCUGCGGAGAUGUUAUAAAUGGUGUGUGCUUUGCAUUCCAAUUGGCAGCUCUGUGGAAAAGAUGUUAUUUUGUCUUUGGAAACAUUGAGUCAUUCAGAAAAAGAAAAAAGGAAAAAAAAGGAGAUGGAACACAGCGAGCCGAUCAUACAAGACUCAUAUUUAUAUUUAGGACAAUAAGUGGAGAGGUCUGUGAAUGGAAGAGAUGAACAACCAAGUCACCUCAACAGCAGAUAUCAUUGUUGAGUUCUGUUCGUUCCAUGUCUAGUCGCAGAGCUGCCUCCUCCCUCCUCCGUCAGGAAGCCGAGCAGCUGUCGUCGUCAAACAAUCAAACUCAGUCAACUGACAGCUACUCGGUGAACUGAUCUGCAAGGGUGUGACCGAUAUGGGGUUUGACAAGAACAGAAGUUAAUUCCAUCAUCUGCGGGAAACUUUAUGUGCCAAUAGUCAGUUCAAGGAAAAACAGUUGACAAAGAAAUGCUCCAUGCUCAUAAUUCAACAAGGAAUUCUCACUAAACUCUGUGUUUCAGGGCUUUCAUUUAAAAAUUCUCACGUUGUACAAAUACACAUGACAUGAUGUCCUGGCAAUAACAUUUUUUAAUUUAUUGUAUUUCCAUAGACAGUUCAUGUACUUAACAUUUCCAGUGAUUUUAUCCCCCUAGAAACCCUUCGUAUUUAGCUACGACAUUAAGUCCUAGCUUUGUAGUUGUGGCAUUAAGUCUAGCUUGCUAGGUAAGAUGUUCUACCUUACUAGCUAAGGUAUUAAGUCCUACCUUGCUAACUAUGAGGUAAAGUCCUAGCUAGGAGCUUCCCCACGUGUCGUAUCUGGUCCAGAAAGUGUAGGUUUACACUAACUGGUCAAAACAACUCAAGUGUUUUUAGACUUUUAGACAUUUGUAGACACUACUCAUGUAAGCAACACUUCCUACUGCUUUCUAUAAAAAGAGCAAAGUUACAGACGGGUCUGAAAUUUACUUAGCACAUGUUGUUGACCCGAUUACCAGCUAGCAACUGGUGGUUUCCUCCCUUCACUGUUCUUAGUGUGACUGCAGCCAGAUAAAACGUGCUACAGGGUAUGUUUUCUUUAAGAAGUUCCCAAGUACCCAAACUCUCAAAGAGCACCCAGUACUGUUUUGUCCCAAAGUGCCUUUUAGCACUUGCCGGCAAAUAAAGUUAGCAUUAAAAAGACAACAGUUUCCGUUAGAUCAGCUGACUGCAGCUCACCCAGUUUAACACCAUAGUCUCAACCUGAUCAUCAGCUGCAUGUCUAGUAGCGAAAACAGCUCCAGUUUCCCCAACAUUACUUUGCCUUGCAUCAAAAAGCACACAAACAGUUAGCAACCAGCUAACAGGCAACAGGAAACUGAAAAGUGUAUGUUCAACCUAAACACAAAGUUUUAGCUUUGGGGCCUCUUGGUUAUGGUUAUGAAGAGUUGAUGCUAUUUUUGGGUAACCUGUCCACUUAGCUAACUAGCUACACAGCUUUAGACCCACAUAUCGGUCAACCCCUGCACAAAACACACGAGUCAGGAGCCAGCAAUCAUGACUGUCAGCGUCAUUGUCAGUCAUGAGUAGCUGUGUUUGUCAGUCCUGAAGGUGUUCCUGGUAAACAUAAAAAAAAGGGUCUAUAGACGCCGUUUUGCAUCAGUAUCAGAGAAUCUCGCUACCGAUCAUAUGCAGUGUUGUAUAGUCGUGUUAAUUAAAACGUGAUGCUCACAUCUUACUGGGCGUGAGGGAGCAGGAACUGCUGUACAUUAAAUAAAUCAGCUCCUGCUGCCGCCCACUGUGGGAACCAUUUUGAGGCGUGAGCUCCGACCGGUUUCUGCUCUCCAUUUGAAAUAUUGUCUGUUUGUAUAUUAACAUAUGCUUUUUAUGUUCAUAUACUGUUUAACUUUACCAUGAACUGUCCUGGCAAAGUAAUAAAAUAUAUUUAUUUUAAAAUACUGGUGUCUGUGCAUGUUACUAGGGUGGUGUUCUUGCCAAA
Melanotaenia boesemani (Boeseman's rainbowfish) is the source of this 7794-nucleotide messenger RNA. RefSeq names its product retinoic acid receptor beta-like. The transcript is spliced from 9 exons. Gene Ontology annotation, cellular component: nucleus; transcription regulator complex. Gene Ontology annotation, biological process: cellular response to corticotropin-releasing hormone stimulus; retinoic acid receptor signaling pathway; regulation of transcription by RNA polymerase II. Bases 422 to 1843 code for a protein of 473 amino acids. NCBI's taxonomy places the organism in Eukaryota, Metazoa, Chordata, Actinopteri, Atheriniformes, Melanotaeniidae. Gene Ontology annotation, molecular function: nuclear receptor activity; RNA polymerase II cis-regulatory region sequence-specific DNA binding; nuclear glucocorticoid receptor binding. The record is from RefSeq and is a predicted model, not a curated record.